AUGGAAGAGACUGUGUCACCUAUUGCCUUUCAAUGGCCGUUCUGGGACUUCGAACGCAAGACGUUGUUCUACCGCAUGCGAACAUCUUUCGCCGUGUCAGUGAAAGCCAUGGAUUUCACAGUGAGUCGGUUAGCAGCAAACGAUUGGGUCCACAUUUUCCCGGAAGGAAAAGUGAACCUGGACAAGGAAUGGAUACGCUUCAAGUGGGGCGUGGGAAGACUAAUAGCUGAACCCCCGAUUUGUCCCCUGGUUCUCCCCAUGUGGCUAGUCAACUUCGACUCAAUUCUUCCCAAUCUGGAUCCACCGGUGAAUCGUCCUCGCCUGUUCAAAGAUGUUACGAUCGUCGUAGGGAGGCCAAUUGAAUUGAGUUCGUUUAGAGACGAGGUAUUGCAGCAAAAGUUGGGGGCUCGAGGCACCAGGAAGUUGCUUACGGAUAAGGUUGAGGCUGAAAUGAAGAUACUGAAGGGAUUAGCGGUAGAUUUGCACGAGGAUAAGGGAGGAGCUUGUGAACGAUUCAGGAAUUACUUGUAUGGAGACUGAACAAAGGUGGUUUUUUACGAUGUCUGGGAUAUAAAGUGAUAUAUAUUCUUAUUCAGCGAUGGGACGUGAAGUGAACAGUGCAAUCUAUCUUUUACCGUUUCUCGAUAGUUCAGCGAGUUUGGUCAAGACUUCCCUCAAAUCAAUUUUGAUCUUUUAUUCCGUUGCUGCUGGUUUUCAGAGUUAUAAAGAUCUGGGUACUUAGAUAUUAUUAUUACAAAAGUUGUCGCUGCAUGCAAAAGAUAAGGCGGCUUUUUGAAAUGUUGCCACCAUCAUGGGUGUUAAAAAAAAAAGUUCUUGGUUUCUUCGGCAAUUUACUUUCCUUGAAUACCUUUCGAUUGACUCACAUCAGUUCCAAUGCGCUUUUUUAUUCCGUAAAUUUCAUAAUCGGAAAUGAAAGAUUUUCCAGGAAGUUUUACUGGUGAAGAUGAAGUUGUACAGUUUAAGGAAAUUCUCCGUGUAAACAAGAUUCUGAUUUAGAACCAGUUGAUAAAAGUGUGAAUUAACCUAAAGGAUUGAUGGAUUUCUUCUCAAGCCGUUUGAUUUUAUGAAAUUGCAACCCUGAUGACGUAUUGUUGACUACAGUACAGUAAUUGAUAUUUUAGACUGUGUUUAGACAAAGUGUCUCUUUCGUUUGACUUUCGAAAAAUACUGAACAGAGCAAUUUCGCAUUCACAUGAUUGUUAGAUUGAGGGUAUCUCAUUCAAAAAUAGUUCUUGAGUGAGAUCGCGUGAACGUCACCUAUCAUGGGAUUGCAGAUCGUCACUUCAGUUGAAUUUAACUUCUGGACACACUGCACUUGUGUUUUUUUUAGUCCCUGUGUUUUGAAUUUGAAUUGAAAACUUGUGGGAGGAUCUAGGAAAGGAUUCAUUCUUAAACCAGAAAAUUUUGUCCAUUGUUGAUCUGGGGGAAAAACGCGGAAACGUGGAACAAACUCCUAUAUUACCGGGUAUAUUCGGGGUGGGGCGGAAAUUUUUCAGCGGUGGGUCAUAAGAGGUAUGUCCGAAAUUUUGCAUUUUCGAGGGAAAUCUUAUCUAUGGCGACGGAAAUAACCUGACCAAAGUUAUGUUGAGUUUUUUGGAACUGUUGAGGCAGUGGGGUUUUUUGUGGCUCAGUCCUAGUGAUUGUGCGCCUGUGAGGCGAGUCCGGUAUGCAUUUUUGGAUUCAAAAACA
Molecule: messenger RNA, 1710 nt
Organism: Notodromas monacha
Lineage: Eukaryota; Metazoa; Arthropoda; Ostracoda; Podocopida; Cyprididae
Source: the annotation of a GenBank genome assembly